Bathycoccus prasinos is the source of this 1320-nucleotide messenger RNA. RefSeq lists its product with no specific name. Lineage: Eukaryota; Viridiplantae; Chlorophyta; Mamiellophyceae; Mamiellales; Bathycoccaceae. Gene Ontology annotation, molecular function: Hsp90 protein binding. The transcript has a single exon. The coding region runs from base 1 to 1320 and encodes 439 amino acids. The record is from RefSeq and is a predicted model, not a curated record.
AUGUUCUCGGAUCCGCAGUUGUUGGGGAAGUUGGCGACGAAUCCGAAAACCAGAGCGUAUUUGCAACAGCCGGAUUUUAUGAAGAUGUUCGCGGAGAUUCAGAAAGAUUCCAACGCGUUACAAAAGCACAUGAACGAUCCAAGAGUGAUGGAUUUGUUGUCUGUAGCUUUAGGGGUGAACGUCAUGGGUGGGGAGGACUUCCAAAACCAAAACCAAGCGCCGCCGGCGCAGCAGCAGCAACAACAAACUCGAGCUCCGGAACCCGCAAAACCGAAGACGACGAAAACACCCGAAGAGAUUAAAAAAGAAGAAGAAGCAAAGUUACCGGAGAAUAAGAGGAAAGCGUUGAAGUUGAAGGAAGAAGGGAACGCGUUUUAUAAAAAAAGAGAGUUUGACGACGCGGUGAAGAAGUACGAAGAGGCCAUCGAGAGCGAUCCGACUGAUCCGACGUACAUUAACAAUCGCGCGGCGGUUAGAUUCGAACAAGGUGAAUUCGAUAAAUGCAUAGAAGAUUGCGAAAAGAGCAUCGAAGUUGGCCGAGAAAAUCGUUCGGAUUACCGAAUCAUCGCGAAAGCGAUGGCGAGAAAAGCUUCGGCGUACGAAAAGAUGGACAACUUGACGGGAGCCAUCGAGUGGUACCAACGAUCGCUCACCGAACACCGAGAAGCGUCGACGCUAAACAAAUUAAACAGCUGCGAGAAGAAAUUGAAAGACAAAGAAACUCAAGAGUAUUUGAACCCAGAGUUGGGAGAGAAAGCCAGAGACGAAGGUAACGAGUUGUUUAAAAACCAAGACUUUCCAAACGCCGUCGCGAAAUACACCGAGGCGAUUAAAAGAAACCCUAACGAUCACAAGUCGUACUCCAACCGAUCCGCGUGUUACACGAAACUAGCCGCUUUUAACGAAGCUUUGAAAGACGCGGAGAAGUGCAUCGAGAUCGAUCCGACAUUCGUCAAAGGGUAUUCGAGAAAAGGACACGUCGAGUUCUUCACGAAACAGUACGACAAAGCUUUAGAAACCUACCAAGCGGGGUUAAACAUCGACCCAGCGAACGAAGAGUUGAAAGACGGCGCUCGACGAUGUGUCAUGGAACAAAACAAAGCCGCGAGUGGCAUGUUAACCGAGGAGGAGUUGAAAGCGAGACAAGAAAGCGCGAUGAAAGAUCCGGAAAUUCAAAAUAUCUUAGCCGAUCCGGUCAUGAAUCAAGUCUUGCGCGAUAUGAGCGAAAACCCGAAAGCGGCGAUGGAACACCAAAAAAAUCCGAUGAUCAUGGCGAAAGUGAGAAAGUUAAUCAACGCCGGGAUCGUCCAAACGCGUUAA